GAGCCGUUGAUAGGUUAACCACAGAAAUUUUGGCGCCAAAAUUUAGCAGCCCCGUAAGUUCCCGGGCAGCCGCCUCUUCAAUUCUCUCUCUCUCUCUCUAAAGUCUACUAAGGUCGUAUUUGGGCUUCGAGAGCUUCCUCCUCUUCUAUUCAAUAUAAAAAGUUCGGUCUUUUUUCUCAAAUUUCGAUUUUCAACCCGAGUAUCUAUCUCCUUACUCCAUUCAACCCGUCUCCUCCGAGCGAAGAUCCUUCCUUUCGUCUUCGUUCUCCGUCGCCCACUACUGUUCUGUCCUCGUUCUUCUCGAUUCCGUCGACCCAACGGCGAAAAGAGCCAGGCUUUGGCACCGGUUCAGGGCCCAAAGUUUCCGUCUUUUUCCUGUUUCCGGGCGCGAGAUGGGGGUUUCGAAGAAGCCGCAAGUGGACAGUGGCUCAUCGGAAUCGGAAAUCAAGAAGUGGGUCGUCUCUGGCGCCGUGGUCAAGGCGAUGAAGCCGAUAAGCACGAAGGCGAGGUCGAGGGACGGCGGCGAGGGCGACGAGGCCGACGCGGACGCGGCGCGGUCGACGACCCCGACGGCCAGGGAGGCGAGGAUACCGGAGAAACUUCCGUGCCCGCCCGCGCCGCGGAAGAGGAGGCCGCCUUCCUCGAGUUGUCACAUGCUGACCGGCGCGAGGGAGUUCUUCAACCCUCCGGAUUUGGAAACUGUGUUCAAGCGCCAUGUGGAGAGAGCCAAGUGACUGUAGGCUAGAGCGUAGUUUACAGUUUUAGAUGGACUUGUUUAGGAUAGGCUUUGCUCUGUUUUUGCUCGUCUUCUUUUUUAGGUUUUUUUCAUGGAUAGGAGUAGGAUUAGGAUUGAUGUAUAAAGAAUAUGAAAUCCCAACGAAAUGAAUGUUGUAGUUGAGUCCGUGUGCGACUCCAAGUGCUCUGUUUUCUUCA
Messenger RNA from Rhodamnia argentea, 933 nucleotides. Its product is annotated as cyclin-dependent protein kinase inhibitor SMR6-like. Bases 393 to 734 code for a protein of 113 amino acids. The transcript has a single exon. Gene Ontology annotation, biological process: regulation of DNA endoreduplication. The record is from RefSeq and is a predicted model, not a curated record. NCBI's taxonomy places the organism in Eukaryota, Viridiplantae, Streptophyta, Magnoliopsida, Myrtales, Myrtaceae.